UUAUCCAUUUUUAAACCAUAUCCAAUUCCAAAAUCAAUUAAACCAUUUUCCAAAUAAGUCCAUAACAUGAUCCAAAACCAUAUGCAUGUAGUUUGUUCAUAAAAAUAAAUAACAAUAAUAAUAAUAAUAAUAAUACAAAAAAAAAAGCAAAUGAAAUGAUACAGCAGUACAAUGCAAACAGCAAGCUUCAUCAAGCUACACACUCCAAGUGAAGCCAGCGUCAAAGCAUAAGCGGCAAAUGAAGCGCAUGGGCAACUGGUGUACAAGCCAAGCUUCACGCCAAGGUAAUGUAAAAGCUGCCACAAAAGCAACGCAGCCGUGCUACCUCAAAGCAGAAUUUACUGAAGACGGAGCUUUACUCUGCAACUUGGCAGAAAACUUUGAAGCAAGUGAUAUUUGUGCCGAUGCCAAAUAAACUUGCCAUCCAAUCCGUACUCUGAUAUGCUAAGCAACUCUGCACUGACGUUUGUUCCGAAUGAGAUUAAAGAAUGUGAGCCUAUAAUUGAGAUGCCUGCAUCACCGGAACCUCAAAGAACAGAGUUGGUUGAUUUUGAAACAAAGCAUGAUGAAGAGAUUUACUAUAGUUAUAAUAACCAAGAUGAUGAAGACAUGGAAGAUAUGCUGACAUUCAACCUAAGUAGUCAUGGAUCAUCAUGCUUGCCAAAGACCCUUGAUAUUUUUUUCGAUGGAUUUGACCAAGGCAUGAAUACAUCAACGGCUUUAGUUACAUUACAUCCCUGUGCUGCAAACACCCCUUUACCAAAAGUGAAAGAAGCUAGCCGUCUCAAAACCGAGCGCACAGGUUAUGUUCUCCCAGAUGAUCACCCUCUCCUAAGAGAGCAUGCUCCACGUGUACAUGAUGAUCCUUCUCCUUAUCUUCUAAUGGAAUGGCUACAAGCGGAGUUAGAAAGCUCGGCUGAAUCAAAUACAUCUGACUUGCAAGAUGAAGAUAAAAGUCAAACAGUUCCUGAAACAUAAUUGAAUCUAUAACUAACUUAUAACUAACUCAGAUUAUUCUAACCAAGGGGCUGGAUGCUGAAAAUUCUCAUUCUGCAAUUUCUCCGUCUUCACUCUGCAUUUUCAACCUGGCUCUUCAUCGUCUUUUUCAACCUGGGGGAUUUCUCCUUCCUCAUUCUAGAUUACCUUAAUUCAUUCUGCACUUGGAUUCAUGAUCUGCUUCACCAUUCAUUAUUCUGCACCAGGUCUUCUUCAUUAUGAAAUCUGAGUUCUUGCUGUAACUCGAUUGGUAUUUCAUACUGCGACCAAGAAUUCUUGCUCCGCAACACUCAAUCCGCAGGAUUUCAACCUCUCGAUAACCUCACUCUCUUUUUCACCUCUUCAAUCUUCUCUUUAACCUAACCUUCGUCCAACCCCAUUCAACUCUCAUAACAAUUUCCAACCGUCAUAACUGAACCUAACUACUUCCAACUGUCAUAACCAACCAUCUCUCUAACCUUACUCUCCUAUAAGAACCAUCCUCCAUCUUCAAUUCAAGUUUUCUUCCAUCACCUUUCCCAUAAUUCAACUUUACUCACCAUUCUUCUCCACCUCCACUCUCAUUCACCACCCAGCUUCUUCAUCAAAACCUUCACCAAACUCCAAAUUCCAAAAACAUAAUCUUCUUCAAUUUCAACCAUCAUCAAUCAACCACCACACCGCACCAACCUUCAAUCCUCUGCCAUUUCUUCAACCUCAAUCCUUCACCACAU
Lathyrus oleraceus (garden pea) is the source of this 1709-nucleotide messenger RNA. Its product is annotated as DNA glycosylase/AP lyase ROS1. Gene Ontology annotation, molecular function: DNA demethylase activity; DNA N-glycosylase activity. The transcript has a single exon. The coding region runs from base 442 to 978 and encodes 178 amino acids. The record is from RefSeq and is a predicted model, not a curated record. NCBI's taxonomy places the organism in Eukaryota, Viridiplantae, Streptophyta, Magnoliopsida, Fabales, Fabaceae. Gene Ontology annotation, biological process: chromosomal 5-methylcytosine DNA demethylation pathway.